AUGAGGCCCGCGGGCAAUAGGGGAUCAUGGGGCCCCUGUGUCCUUGACCAAACUCAAAAAAGCCUAUGAAAAAGGUACCAGGGGCAUCUCAUGGGGCCCCCUACUGACCCCGGGCCCUCGGGCAGUGCCAGAGUUUCCAAAUGGUCAGUCCGCCCCUACACAUGUACAUGUGUUCAUGGUCAAAUUGAAAUCUGUGCUAGAAGAAUUUUACAGAUGUAAGCGUUUUCCAGAAGUUUAUGCUUCUAAUACGUGUAAAGAGAAUCACUUUGCAUACCAUUAAAUGCAUUUU
Messenger RNA from Staurois parvus, 289 nucleotides. NCBI's taxonomy places the organism in Eukaryota, Metazoa, Chordata, Amphibia, Anura, Ranidae. The record is from the annotation of a GenBank genome assembly.